ACUCCUUUGCAGGUACUGCCUGACCCAGAGUGCUGAGCAGGGUGAAAGCUUCUUCUUCAGUGGAUAUUUUAUGUGUAGUUUCGUUGUGAUUAAAGGAACACUAUAGUCACCUAAAUCACUUUAGCUAAAUAAAGCAGUUUUAGUGUAUAGAUCAUUCCCCUGCAAUUUCACUGCUCAAUUCACUGUCAUUUAGGAGUUAAAUCACCUUUUUUCUGUUUAUGCAGCCCUAGCCACACCUCCCCUGGCUAUGAUUGACAGAGCCUGCAUGAAAAAAAAAACUGGUUUCACUUUCAAACAGAUGUAAUUUACCUUAAAUAAUUGUAUCUCAAUCUCUAAAUUGAACUUUAAUCACAUACAGUAGGCUCUUGCAGGGUCUAGCAAGCUAUUAACAUAGCAGGGGAUAAGAAAAUCUUAAUUAAACAGAACUUGCAAUAAAGAAAGCCUAAAUAUGGCUCUCUUUACAGGAAGUGUUUAUGGAAGGCUGUGCAAGUCACAUGCAGGGAGGUGUGACUAGGGUUCAUAAACAAAGGGAUUUAACUCCUAAAUGGCAGAGGAUUGAGCAGUGAUGCUGCAGGGGCAUGUUCUAUAUACCAAAACUGCUUCAUUAAGCUAAAGUUGUUCAGGUGACUAUAGUGUCCCUUUAACCAGAAGGGAUCUCAGUGAUGUCCACCUGUAUGUCACUCCAGCCGAUGUCUGUGGAAAAGGUUGCAGUGGGUAGAUGUUCAGCAUGGGCUUCACUCUCCUCCAUGGCCGCCAUCUGGGAUUGGGCCUGUUGCUGAAGCAGGAUCCCAAUAUCCCUCGAAUCUUGAGGUGUGCCCGGCGGUGGUUUCUGGGAUCUCCUCCCCAUGUUUGUGUGCAGGUCUACUGCUUUGGGACCGGUGGUUAGGUCUUGAUCCGGUGCACUCAGAGGUGAGACAUGCCUCAGGAGAUUGUACAGGCUUAGGUGAGAGCGAGGUUGGUAGGCCACAGGCCUCCUCUUCUGCCUUUUCUGCCCGGAAUGCUGAAAGAAUGGCAUGUAUUGGCACCGUAUUCUGUCUGGAGGUGAGUGCUAAAGGAUAUGCUGCUGAAUGAGCAACUGUUCACUGGAUUUUAGGCAGAUUAAGCAGCAAGUCUCCAGAGCUGGGGAAAUGGUGUCUGCUCAUUUCUGCAGUUAAGCUCCCCCCUUACCCCCCCAUUGGUUCUCUGUUUUGACUUUUGCGGGAUCCAUAGGCCUCACGACCACAUGGCACAACCUGAAUAGAAGUUAAGUAGCACUGGCCAUGGGGCCACUAAAUAUCAUUGUGGGAAGGGGGAGGCACAGAAAGGCUGGGAGGUGGUAAGUAACUGUAGUCAGGGCCGGCCUUAGGCAAUUAGGCGCCCUGUGCAAAAAGUCUUCACGGCGCCCCCCCCCCACCUCCCACCAAGUUGCCUGAAUACAGUAACACACACAGGCACCGGGGACGUGUGUAUCACGAGGCAAACAAGGCAUCUGCCUUGGGCGCCACUUUGCAGGGGGCGGCAAAAAAAAGCAUCCCUCCAAACCCCCAGGCAGAUCCCUUGCUUGCCUCGCAUCCUGGGGGGCUCAAGAGCUGACCGGCUGGCCACUUUUGAGCCCCCCCAAGGCUGGCAGCGGGCAGCGAAGGAGCAUACUCACCUGAGCUCUUCCUGCUCAGCUUCCUCUGCGCCGCUUAAUGAAGCCGGGAGCCAGAAUAUGACGUCAGUCCGGCUCCCGGCAUCACUAAGCGCUGCUUACUCAGCCUGUGCGCCCCCUGCCUGCCUGCCCAGCAGCCACACUGGACUGCUGGUAAGAAAUCCACUCCAGCUUUCCCAGGGAGGCUGGGUGGAUUUAAAAUAAAUGUAAAAAAUAUUAGUUUGUGAGUGUUAGUGGAAAUGUCUGUGUGUGUGUCUGUGAGUGUUUAUUUUGAAGUGAAUGUGUGUGUGUGUGUGUGUGUGUGUGUCUGUAAGUGUAAUUGUGUGUGUCUGUAAGUGAAUGUGUGUGUGUCUGUGAGUGAAUGUGUGUGUUGGUCAGUGAGUGUAUAUGUGUCAGUCAGUGAGUGUAUAUGUGUCAGUCAGUGAGUGUGUAUGUGUCAGUCAGUGAGUGUGUAUGUGUCAGUCAGUGAGUGUGUAUGUGUCGUCAGUGAGUGUGUAUGUGUCAGUCAGUGAGUGUGUAUGUGUCGUCAGUGAGUGUGUAUGUGUCAGUGUGUAUGUGUCGUCAGUGAGUGUGUAUGUGUCGGUCAGUGAGUGUGUGUCGGUCAGUGAGUGUGUGUCAGUCAGUCAGUGUAUGUGUCGGUCAGUGGAGUCGUGCAUCUUUCAGUGAGUGCUUGCGUCUGUCAGUGAGAGUGUGCAUCUGUCAGUGUGUGUCCAAGUAAUAGUGUAUGUGUGUAUGUCAUUGUUUGUCAGUGUAUAUGAGAGUGUGUGUCUGUCAGUGAGUGUGCGUCUGUCAGUGAGUGAGCGUCUGUCAGUCAAAGUGCGGCCUUGACAGGAAGGGGUGGGGAAAUUUAAACUCGGUUACAGGCAUGUACACACACACUCAGUUAAAGGCAGUCACACAUACAGGCACAGGCACAAACAAUGGCACAGCACAGCGACACACACAGACAGACAGUCACAUAGGCAGUCACACACACAGACAGACACACAGUAACACACACAUAGACAGUUAUACACACACAGGCAGGCAGUCACACAGAUAGAAAGUCACACACACAGGCAGGCAGUCACACACAGACAGAUAGUUACAGACAGACACACACAGGCAGGCAGUCACAUACAGGCAGUCACACACACAGGCAGUCACACACACAGAAAGACAGUCACACACACAGACAGUCAGUCACACACAGAGACAGUCACACACAGAGACAGUCACACACACACACAGAGACAGACAGUCACACAGACAGUCACACACACACACACACACAGACAGUCACACGCACACAGGCAGGCAGUCACACAGACAGACAGUCACACACACACACAGACAGACAGUCACACAAACAGGCAAACAGUCACACACACACACUUACCUCUUUCCAGUGGAUGCAGUUGGCUGAUGGGGAAGCAUCUUUCCCUCUUCCUGUACAGCAGGGGCUUCGGGAGGUAUUAGCCCCGUCUCCGCCUCUCGAUAAGCCCCGCCUCCGCCGCUCGGUAAACCCCGCCCCCUCUGCCGCGAUUUUUUUUUUUUUAAAUAGACCCGGGUGGAGAAUAAUUAAUCCUCCAGCCAGGUACCUCUUUUAGCUCCCCUGCACUCCGGCCAUGAGUGAGCUGUGUCGGCCACAGGGCGCCCCCUGUUCCAUGGCGCCCUGUGCGGUCGCACAGCUCGCACACCCCUAAGGCCGGCCCUGACUGUAGUGACAGAGCUGCUUUAAGACAGUUUAACGUGUGAAAGUUCAUCAUUUAAACUCUAUAAGAUAUAUUCUAAACCUGUAUAUCUGACAGGUGUUGCAAUAAAUAAUGUCCAUACAUAUAAUGCCAGUCAUCCCGGUUAAUUACGCUCUGGUUUUCCAGCUACCUCCUGACUGACGUUCCGCUCUUUUUAGAGAAGUGAAUAUUUUGGUCUGGUUGGGUGCUGGUAACCUAAAUAAAUAUUUGAGAACACACAUUGAGAUCUGGUGGAUAAUGAGGUGAUAACGCUAGUAUAGCUAGCAUAGGCAUAUAGCAUUUAAUAUUGUUGGAUAUGAUUCUCAAAUAUUUUAGUAUUUUUGGCUAAACUUUAAAUUCAUUUAAUAUUAUGAAAAUAUUUUUAUCUUGUAAUAUUUAGAUUUUUUUCAGUAUAUUGAUAUAUUUUUUAUAUGAAAUAAAUUUUGUAUAUUUAAAAAUUUUGUUUUUAAAAUGUUUAUCAAAUAAAUAUUACAUCAUUUAAAAAAAAUAUCCAAAAACAUUAAAAACUGAUUUUGUACACAUUGAUUCAAGCUGCUUCAACAAUUGCAAAUAUUUCCACCAGCACUCUUGUGGUGGUCUUGUUCUUUCUUGUGUUGUGAAUUAACCAGCAUUCUCUUGACGUCGUCUUGAUUGAUGGCUUAUUUUCCGUUUUUUAAACUCUUGUAACAUGCUUUAUAACUGGUGCAGAAAAGAGGAAAUAGAAGUGGUUAAAAUAAGUGCCAACAAUCUUCGUAGCAUACAGAGGUUCACUGCAAGUAGGCAGUAACUCAACACUAAAAAUAUAAUUCAAACAUUUUAAACCAUUUACAACAUUGUCCACAUUACAUAUUGACAUUUUAUACGAUUCCCUGACUGAUAGAUUUUUUUUAGUAGACGAGUUACAUAUAGUCUAUAUACCUGGUUUUAAAUUUAGCUGCUGUGAUAUAUUAUGCCGUUCCUGUUAUAAUCUUUAGCAAAACACACUUACUACAAUUCAAUUAGCCUUUUACUAAGGUUAAAUUGCACCAGACCUUAAAGGGACAUUAUCAUAAACCAUUGUUUGCUUGUUUAAUGGAGUCGUUUAUACAUUUUGAUUUCUUUAUAUUAUAUUGCACAACUUUGCUUCUCUGCCAAAUAAUCUUUUUUUUUUUUUUUUACUUUUUUUUAUUGUUUUGUAUAUUAUUACUCUUGUAUUAUAACCCUCUUAAAAGGGAGGCUAACUAAAAGGUAUGGUGUGGUUGUGUUUGUUUUUCUUCAUAUUUAUUUAUUUAUUUCUAAAUAUUGCUCUUUUUGUUUUCCUGUAAUACUGUACAUGCAUCAUGUGAACACAUGUUCCUGGCAUGACUGACAUAAAGCACUGACAAUCAUGCAAGUGCAUUGCAUUAUGGGAAGCCAUCGACACAAGCACCAUUAACUGUUGCUAGAUGUAAAGGAUAAAACAGAAUGAUCAACAUCUAUUGUGACAAUUCGUCUUUAAGACCAUUCUUGUUUUGCACUAUUUUAUUGGUUAAAUCUAUUUAGUUGAACUUUAAUGUGCCAUAAUUAAUCACAAUAGGUAUGGGUAUAUGUCAACUUUGCCAUUUGAAGAUUUUUUUUUAACUUUGUUAACAGAAGCUAAUUUGUUAUCCUUCUAGGUGUCUAAAGGAUCGUCUGUUAAGUUUGACGAAGAGCAUGUCUUCUUAUCAGCACAAACAGAUGAACGAGACCUACCCACGGGGAAUGAGCUUCUGCUGCAGUGGGCUCAGAAGAACUAUGAAGCUGUAACAUCUUUCACAGAAGUCAAAUUUUCCAAAAAUAUUUACAUCAAACUUGGUGAAGGUAUGAAACUUUUUGAAUGUGCAUUCAGGGGAAGUAGCUGAGAGAUGUCAGUAAUUUUCAGAAUGUAUAUAUUUGGGGGCUUGACCAAUAUUUUGACGUAUAAGCCUCAAAGCUGUAGUAGAGUAUCAUGAAAGUGCUCUUGGGUAAUAGAAACAUAGAAACAUAGAAUGUGACGGCAGAUAAGAACCAUUCGGCCCAUCUAGUCUGCCCAAUUUUCUAAAUACUUUCAUUAGUCCCUAGUCUUAUCUUAUAGUUAGGAUAGCCUUAUGCCUAUCCCACGCAUGCUUAAACUCCUUUACUGUGUUAACCUCUACCACUUCAGCUGGAAGGCUAUUCCAUGCAUCCACUACCCUCUCAGUAAAGUAAUACUUCCUGAUAUUAUUUUUAAACCUUUGUCCCUCUAAUUUAAGACUAUGUCCUCUUGUUGUGGUAGUUUUUCUUCUUUUAAAUAUAGUCUCCUCCUUUACUGUGUUGAUUCCCUUUAUAUAUUUAAAUGUUUCUAUCAUAUCCCCCCUGUCUCGUCUUUCCUCCAAGCUAUACAUGUUAAGAUCCAUAAAUUUAGUAUUGUGUUAGGUUCCUCUGAGUGGUUCUUUGGUGCUUUUGCUUUUCUGGUCUGUAACUGUAGCUAUGGCCAACGUCGGCAUGGGCUCUAAGGCGGAUUUAGAUAGGAUAUUAAUUCUGACUGUCAUGGUGUGGGGGUAACCCAUUAUGUAGUAUUUGAACCAACACCUAACUUGUAAAAUACACAUGCAGGAUAAGAGGCAUAUUACCGGUCCUUAGGGUGGCUCGGCUUAAAAUGUUGGUUAAAAUUACAGAUUAGUAGAUACCUAUGCUAGUAUUAUCUAAAUUGACUUCUACAAGGAUAUUUUUAUGAUUUCAUACUUGCCUUCAAAGUAGCGGAACUCCACUAGUUACUGCCAUGUCUGCACACAUUAUGUGGGACAUGGUGUUUAGCUUUUACAAUGGACAUGUCAGUUUGGUUACUACUUGCAUGCUUUUACUAAUACAUAUGUUGCCCACUAGCUAUUACAUGAACACUCCAGACACUUGGGAACCACUAGAAAAUUAUGCUUGAAAUAUGUUAAACCAAAUGCACAGUUUUUUAAAUUCUGUUUGAAUUGUUGCUUUUUUCCCCUCCAGAUUCCACUUUUCCUUCAACGUGUAAAAUAGGAAAGAGCUUUCUGUCUUUAAAUUACCUUGCAAGUUAUGUCCAGACCCAGCCAGCUCAGGGCUGCAUGCCAUCAAUGACUACGGAGAAAAUAGCAGUACAUAUCAUAGAGUUGGACUCCCCGAGCUCCACACCAUACAGGUAACAUCUUGAACCUGCAGGGCAGCUUAUUCCCUUAGCUGAUUCUUUUGCAAUAUAUUCUAUUGUUUACACCUCUAUAUUUACAUGGCAGUUAUAUUAAAGAAGGUAAACCAUACAAAUAACUUAAUAUGGAAGAAUGCCAAAUUUGUUUCCUUUUUGUUUUCAAAGUACUGCAUUUUUUACUAGAUAAUGUUCUUAAGUCUGUCAAUCACUUAUAUGAGCAAAAAUUAUUAUUAUUAUUAUGAUAUUUAUAUAGCGCCAUCAAAUUCCGCAGCGCUUUACAAUGGGUGGACGAACAGGCAUGUAGUUGUAACCAGACAAGUUGGACACACAGGAACAGAGGGGUUGAGGGCCCUGCUCAAUGAGCUUACAUGCUAGAGGGAGUGGGGCAAAAUGACACAAAAUGGUACCCUGCAGAACUACAAUUAACAUAUGGAAGUAGGAUAUUACCGGAGGAGACACAGGAUGGGGGAGAAAUGAGGGUCUGUCAGAGUGCUCUGAUUUAUUGGUUUACUUGCUAAUCAAUCAGAGCGCUUUGGUCAUAUUGUACAUUGUGUGAAAUUUUCCCACCCCUUGCAAUAUCUGGCAUGUUUAUAAACGUCUAUAAAAGAUGGAUUCUUUUAUGCUUUAUUUUUGCAAUGGGGUUUUGUAUUUUUGUUUCUAUUUGCAAUAAGGCCUUUUUCAUUUUAAUUUGUGACAUGGUAAUUAUUGAUUUUUAUUUGGCCUUUUUUGCAGCUGAAGAAAAGAAUUAGAAUACAGUAGACUCCUGGUGGUGUAUUACACCUCCUUCUCACUAUUAUCAGUGUGAGUGGGAGUAGGUAGGGACUUUAUUUUGGGGGGUUGCUACGAGAUUGAGGACCCACUAGCCACGUGGGGAGGGGAGAUUUUUUAGUGAGGAGUCGUUCAUGGCAUGUCAAACCCCCCUACUUUAGAAUUAAUUAGGGCAAUCACCCGCCAGAAUGUGUGGGGGGCACUUGGACCCCGUUAAAAUUUUAAGAAUUCCCUGACCUGAUGCCCACAACUGGGGGGUAAGGGGAAACUCUGUCUCUCCCCCCUGGUUUUUCACAGUCCCCAUCCCGAUGGGAUGCCACCUUUUCAAGCCAUUCAUUUUACAGAAUCUGUUGGAAGGACCAAAUCUUAACUGUAUUUGGCUUCAGUAAAUAUGAGAAUUACCAGCGCGGUCCGGUCGUUUUCACCUGAUUUUGUUCAUUCGAGCAAAAUCUGGUGUUUAGUGAAUAACCCUGUUAAAGAUGAUAAUUUUAAUCGAGAUUUGUCCAAAAUUGGCUCACCACAUACUGUUAGAUUGCAUUUUCCAUAAUUAUUUGCCAAUGGUACUUGGAUUGAAUCCCAAGGCAGCUAAAUAGUUAGUAUGUGGCAGGAAAUUUUAAUGUUUAAUACUUGUGAGAGUGGUAGAUGGAAAGAUGAUCUUUUUAACCCGUUUAACCCCGGGGUUAGCUAAAUCCUUGUUACGGUAACUCCCCUAAUAUGCUAUCAGUCCAGAAAGUGUUAAGAUCUAUGGGCUAAGUGUAUAGCUUAAAGGAGACCUCAGCCAAUAGAUGCAGCCAUUCAAAUAUUUUAGAAGUGCAAGACUGGGCAACCAUUUGUUUUUUCCAGAUUCAUCGUUCAUUUAGAUAUUAUGCUAGCAAGGCAUGCCAGAGCUUUGUAUACAGCCAAGAUAUUGUCGUAAUAUUCUGCAAAUGAUUAAGAUUCCAAAAUGUAUUGAGAGGCUAGAAUCCAGAGAAAGUGGUAUAUUAUUUAUUGCAUGAGCUGUGAUAUCUUCUGUAUUACUGGCAUCAUUGCACCAUUACCUUACGUCUCCAUAAAAACCCAAUAUCUUAAAAUGGAUAUUAAACCGAUAAGAUUCUUUAAAAUAUUUCUGCGAAGAAUAUCUGCUAGUGUUGUUGGCAUUACGAUAUUUCAAGUACCUUCAUCUGUUUUCAAUUUGCAGCGCUAACUACACUGCCAACAUUUAAUUGCUUUGGAAGGUUCAUUUUGGAGUUUAAGCUAAAACACACUGCUUGCCUUGGUGUCUGAAACACACUUUAGAUUUCUUUAAUGGCCAUGACACAUGAAGUAGUAGUUGACUAUUGUAAUAUUAUGCACUUUCCACCUGGAGAAGCAGAACAUACCCACGGGAUAGUUAGUUCUUACCCCCCUACCCCACACACAAACAAACAGUAGAGAGAAGGGGUAUUACAAAGUUUAAUUUCUGUUUUAGCUCCAAAAGUUUUUAUUUGGUUCUAGAUUUUGGAGUCACCAUCUGGAGAGGCCAAGUUUCCCUGCUGCAGGAUUAGUAAACCUAUUUUCAAAAUAGCUUGUCCCUCAAUAUAUAGAUACAGAUAUAUAUUAAGGGAGAUAUAGAUAUAGAUAUAGGUAUAUAUAUAAAUACACUUGCUACUCAUUGGAAUAUUAACAUCCGUAGUUUAUUAUUUUGACAUACAAUAACUGGUUGUUGUUUCGUAAUGUGCCAUAGGCAUUGCAGAUAAUUAAGAAUAUAUUCAAUAGUAUUAGUCCGAAAACAGAUGGAUUCUGACUGCUUUGAAAAUUCUCCUGUUUAAAAAAGCAGUCAAGAUUCUGUAAUGUUCGUUUUGAUGAGUUCAGAAGAUUUUCGCAUCUAAACCAAUCUACAGCACCGGAAUUGGAGAUGUAUUAACGACCACAUGGUGGCCGACGAUAAACCAAAUGCAUCUGACAGAAUGCUGUUCACAAAUUAUCAUUCACUUACUUUUUGCAAGUGAAUGUUAAUUUGAAGUGCUAUAACUUUGGCAGCACAUGGGUUAAUUAUAUGGUGGUUUGUCAGUAUUUUCUAGCCACAUGAAAAAAGGAAGAAAAAAUGAAAUGGUUAAAAAUAAGACUAACAUAUUGCUAUAAUAGAGGUUUUAUAACUCCAUAUGCUACCACCUGCUAUCAGGCAGAUGAGGGCAUAUAUAUUAAACGUUAAAAACUAGUGACUGGGCAGACUUAUUUUUUGGGGGGUGGACAAUCGCAUGUCCACCCACCCACCCACUUUAUAAUAAAUUUGGACUUCCACCUGCCAACAUGGGUGCCUGCUGGGGAGGAAUUUAGGCCCCCCCCCCUUAUUUUAAAUAAUAAGGCCCCAUCCGCUUUCACGGAUUGGGGCCAAGAGAGGAGACACUAGGUCCACCCCCUUUAAUAUAGAUAUUAGAGGCCCCCACUCGCUGGCAAGAGUGGGGGCCAGGAGAGGGGAUACUAGGUCCACCCUUUUAAAAAAUCAAAAAGGCUAAGUCGAUGGCAGAUUUAGAAUACUUAACUAGAAAAAUUUAAAUAUCUGCAAUAAUUAUCUGGAUUCUACACAUAACAACAGAAGUAGUUGCAAUUAAUGUCAUAUAGUUUUGCAAAAAUAUUUUGUGUACUUCCUGGGAGCAGUGAUGUAUCAAUUUUAUUACAGAUUCAAUAACUGGCCAAAUAACUUGAAAAUAAAAAUGCAGGGCAUCUCUUUGAAACCUGGUUCUUUUCUUCUUUUCUUCUGGAGAUUUUAGAACUGGCAGAUUUUCACAUAAUCCAUUGUGACAAGAAUUGUGUAUUUAAAUUAAUCUUGAAAACACAGUAUAAGUAAGAUUGCAUGAGUGUGUAGAUAUGUGGGUGCGUGUUUCUAUAUAUAUAUACACACACACAAUUUACUGUAUACACACAUACACACAUGUACUUUGUUACCAUUGUUUUUGGUUGUGUUUUUUUGUUUUUGGUUGUGUUUUGAAGUAGUUUUGUGAGUAAUCUGAGUUUAACCACUGCCAAAAACAUAUAGUUAAAGGUUAAAUCUGGCUUAAAGGACCACUAUAGUGCCAGGAAAACAUACUCGUUUUCCUGGCACUAUAGUGCCCUGAGGGUGCCCCCACCCUCAGGGUCCCCCUCCCGCCCGGCUCUGGAAGGGGGAAAGGGGUAAAACUUACCUUUUUUCCAGCGCCGGGCGGGGAGCUCUCCUCCUCCGAUCCUCCUCUUCUCCUCCCCGUCGGCUGAAUGUGCACGCGCGGCAAGAGCUGCGCGCGCAUUCAGCCGGUCGCAUAGGAAAGCAUUUACAAUGCUUUCCUAUGGACGCUGGCGUGCUCUCACUGUGAAAAUCACAGUGAGAAGCAUGCAAGCGCCUCUAGCGGCUGUCAAUGAGACAGCCGCCAGAGGGAAUGGGGGAAGGCUUAACCCAUUGAUAAACAUAGCAGUUUCUCUGAAACUGCUAUGUUUAUGAAAAAAUGGGUUAACCCUAGCUGGACCUGGCACCCAGAGCACUUCAUUAAGCUCAAGUGGUCUGGGUGCCUAGAGUGGUCCUUUAAACUGUCAAUUUGCAUUUAGCAAAAGUCCAUUUAACAUAUCGUAACUUCCGUGUCUACAGUUAAAUAAAUUUUAAAUUACAAGUGUCCCUUUAAUAUAAAUUUGAGACCUACUGAUCUUAGACAGGUUUAUAGCUUGGUUCCUUCCCAGAGCACAAUAGCUUUUUGUGAUUUAUGCCGCAAAGUGAGUGGGUAAAUUACAUGUGGAAACGUAAUGCUAGAGCUGGUCGCUCAAUGUCCAGGAUUCAGGAAAACUCGGAGCAGAUUAAACCCAGCAGUGCAUACCUCCACACUUUGCUGUAAACAUAUAUUUGUCACUGAAUAUAGCUUUGCAUCAUAUUUCAAACAAUUAAUUUCCGUGGAGGGGGAAAACGAAUGACACAUUUUGUUUUAUAUCAAUCUGGUAAACAUAUGUUCCAUUAGUUGGGUAAAACCCAAGUGUCUAAUUAGUUAACCAGAUGCUGCAGCAUGAUAUAUAUAUAUGUGAGGAUAUGAUAACUGAAUAUAUCUGGUUUUGCUCUUAAAUUAUUUUUAUUUUUUUGCUUUUAGCUCAUUCCAGGUGGACAUAAUUAUUGACAUCAGACCCUUCCAUCCUGAUGCUAAGCUUGAAAAAAACAUUGUUCUUAUCCUUAAAUGCGGAACGGCAGUCAACUGGGUCAUCAAAGCUCAUGACAUUAAAGGAAAACUCGAAGUAUUGGUAUGUUACGCACAAUUUUACAUUUAUAAUGAAUUGUCCAUGAUAACCUGCAUUUUAAAUGUGUUGAGUAGUGUAAAUAAAAAUGACGUGUAAUGAAACAUAAGAUUUUGUUGUUGUUGUUGAAGUUUUAAAAUGUUUCUGUUUAUGUACGUCUUUUUGUUAAAUAUAUGAAUCCACCUUUGUAUUGAUUUUUUUUUUUUUCGAGAUGGUAGGUUUGAUAGUAUACACAAUAACAUUAAUUACAUAGAUAGAACAGUGGUCCUACACUCAGUUCCAAAGCACACCAGUGGUCCAUGUUUUGUUAAUACAGUGGAACCUCGGAACUCAAAUGGUCCCUUUCUGGAACAAUUCGGAAGUCAAACACAAAUUCUGACAAAAAAAAUUCUCAGUACGCGAACAAUCCUCGGUACCCGAACAAAUCAUGCCACAAACAUGCUUAAUUAGACACACUUUAGACACAUUUAAAUGCCAGAAGAACAGUUACCUACCCCAUCUUUGUGUUAAAAUGCUGUAAUUUUGGGGGGUCUGGAACAGGUUAAUUAAAUUUACAUUAAUUCUUAUGGGAAAUGUUGAUUUGGUUCUCGAGAAAAUCGGAACUCGAAAAGCCUUCUGGAACAGAUUGAGUUUGAGUUCCGAGGUUCCACUGUAUCACCAUAGGAACAGAAUUUAAACAUAACACAAUUCUGUAGUAUUGGUGUGUCUUGAGGGUGUUCUCUGGAAACACUGAGAUAAAGUAUGGAAAUGGGAUUCUAACAUUGGUGUUAGUGUUCUGGUUCUUGCCUCCAGAGUUUUUUAAGAUGACCAAAACAUGUUGAAGUCUGGAUAAAAUGUUAAUUUUUUUUUUUGGCAUACUCUUUGUGUUCAUCUAACUAGUUAUGCUAUACAAAUUCUUAAGGCACGUUGACUUUAUUUUAAAUAAGUAAAAUCUAAGAUAAGUAAACUUUGAGAAAAAUUUGUGAACAUAUAGAAAUAUAAUUGCAAAAGUAUUGUACGUUCACAAAAUAUUAAACUGCCAACCCAAAAUAAAGCAACCACUGUUCUGGUAUAAUAGCCAUAUAGAGAGUAGGCCAACUAUACCCCGGCCUUUUAAAUUCAAUUAGCUAUAUGUGUGUACAUAGCCAUUGUAAAUGAAUAUUGCUUGUUAUGGUCUCCCUGAGAAGGACUUAUCCACUUUCUCGAUGACAGAUUGGUAACAAUUCACUUGCAAUAACAUACAUUCUAACACCUUCCUGGACUAAACUUAUCUGGAUUUUCUUGCUAUCUCAAGCAUUGACUUAUUUAUAGAUUACUAAAUUUAGUUUAUAAUCCAUACUUAUUUGCCCUUAUCUCCAGUGUUAACAAAAAAGAUUGCUUCAUGUAUAUUGCAUUGAUCUGUAGAACAAAGAUGGUUAAUCUUGGCGUUCCAAGUCUGUACGAUUCUGCUUUCCGCAUAAUCAACAGCCUUCUCCAUGAUGCACAGCCAACCUUGACAGCAGCCAAGUCUGCCUCAUAUUGAGUAAAUGGUAUCAAUUAAAUAUUGACAAUUCAAAACAGAAAGACGUUGAACUUUGCUAUGGACAUAUGUACGCGUUAACUGGGUGCAAAUUCCAGCUGUACUGUAGGUGAGGAAAUACUGCAUAGAAAUAAAGAUAUAGAACUGGACGUUAAAUAUAAAAAUAACAAUGAACCUUUAUUGAAUCAUCAUAUAAAGUUAUACACCAAAGGUUAAAUCCGCCAAAUAAAGUGCAUCACAAUACAGUAGCACUCAAGAAACAAAACAAAGUGUAUGAAUACACUUAAUGGUACAGAGCUUAGUGAAUAUUCUUGCAGGUGUUAAUGAAACCCUACCUUCUAAAACCUUCACUAUCAAGCAAUGUUCCAGAAAACUAGCGCCGGAAACCAUUUUUUGUGUUAUGGAAGGUAAUAUGUGAAUGUAUUUUUCAUUUCUGUAAGCAUAGAUAGCACAUUAUUUAAUGGAUACAAAAUUAAUAUUUUGGGCAUUUUAAGUUCUCUUUUCUUGGGCUUACCAAUGAGGGAGGCAAUGAUUCCUGUUCCAUGCUGGUCCCGUCAGCAGUAUGCCACAGUGGAGACUAUUGGCUCCAUAGCUAUUAGAAGCGAGUGCAGAGGGAGUCUGGGAGAUCUUUCGAUCAACUCCCCACCAACCAUGGCAAUCUAAUAGUAGCGUUGGCUCUGCCUGUUACCUGAAAAAGAAAAACCACCAGCACCAGGACAGACCUCAACCCUAGGGAACCAGGGGCAGUAAACAAAUUUUGCCUGCAACUGUCAAAAUUGCAUAUAAACGAUACUGGAAACAUACCUUGAAAAUCAUGUAUAUAUGAUUUUGGUAGUGAAGGGGUUAUAUAGAAUGUUUGGAAAUAACUCAAAAUGUGCAUUUCCCAUUAAUACCUCUUGUACCAGUUUUGUAGAUGAUUAAAAUGUGUUCACUAAUCAGUAAACUGUGUUUUGAAUAAAUAAACGGCAGCGGCAAUGUGGCUUUGCUCAGUUUACGGAGCAGUUCCAGUCAUCAGGUAUGAUGAGUGGAACUGAUCUGGGAGAUAAACUUCCUAUCACCAAAACCACUUCAGGACAUAAGUUUAUGGGUUACAAAUAGACCCCACAGAACAGAAUAUGAUGCUUCUUAAUGGAGGCCUCUCCCUGGUUAAAGAAGGGUUGGCCUGUAGAUGCAGGCAGAUCCACUAUACAGUGUAUAUACAGGGGAUAUUAAAUAUACAUAUAUUUAUUAUUUUCUAAAGUUAAUUGUUUUGCAUAUUUUUAAUACAUAACCUAUGUAAUACUUAAGUGGGGGUGAGAGUGGGAUCCUUUCCCUCCCCCCUCCCCUCUACCCCCCAUAGUUUUCCCUUAAGAUCCAGUCCAUAUUUAAGAAAUGAUUAGAUAGAUACAUUUGUGUAUCCAAUAUUCACUCUGUAAACUGUGGAAAGAAUGCUCUAAAGAAAGAUUUUCCAAAGGGAAGCGUUUAUUUCUGACAUAAGUUCAUGUUAUUUUGGUUUGUAAGGCAUGGAGAAUAAGCAAUUCUGGCCUGUUUCAGCACAAGAUGAACUGGGUCUGACCUUAAGAUGUUUUUUAAGAUUGGUUUCCACCACAAGAUUGGUGUACUGACAUCUGGGUCUUCUUGACCUCAGAUUUUUCCCUUACUAUUAACUUGCGCUAUAAAUAAAAGCAAAAUUUACAUGUUCAGUACUUUUGACAGAAAAUACUAACCUUUUCGGUACUGAGCUCUAUGCGUUCUUGACCAUUAGGGGUUAAGCUGAUCACUAUGAGAUACCAAGGAGGGAAAUCCCAAAGUUGUGGGUUUGUCCAUGCUGCCAAAUUCCUUAUUUAAAACAUAUGCUACUCUUCUUUUUUUUUUUUUGUCUAGAUAAGUAAAUUGUCAUUUAUUUUUAUUUUUUUGUACAGUUUCACUGCCAUUUCUUGGGGAUGAUUUAAAACUCAUUCAUCUAAGAUUCUGAGAUGCAUUUCUGUGUCAUAUGUUUAUAACAGUUUCCUGAAAUUAACACUAUAAUUCACUAAAUCAGGGGUAGGCAACCUUCGGCACUCCAGAUGUGGUGGACUACAUCUCUCGUAACAUUAUUACAGACAUAUUGCUGGCAAAGCAUCAGGGGAGGUGUAGUACACAACAUCUGGAGUGCCACAGGUUGCCUACUCCUGAACUAAAUAGUGAAUUAACAACCAAAAAAAGCUAAGAAAAAAAAAAAAUCAUGUCUAUGUCACUAUGCUCUUCAUUUAUCAAAAGGUAUAUUCCAAGCCCCAAAACAUAUACAGAUUUAUGCAGUAGUUAUGGUGCUAUGAGGAUAUGGGUGAAGUCUCUGUUUUAUUGUCAAAUUGUCUUCACCCUAAGCUCAUGCUCUUUCAUGGCAGUCUCAUCAAUUGUGUGCUUCUAAAAGGGGUUAACAGAGAUUUAGUCAAGUCAAAAGGGCUAUUCUGGCAAACACUUCUUACAGUCUCAUUGAGCAAAUAGUCUGGAUGAACAAUGAGAGUGUUCACUUCUUCCAUUGCCAUUUAAGGGGCUGGGCCUAGGGUGCUGUGGAUUCCCCCCUCUGGUCUUUGUCAGAGUGCUUAGCAGUAAAUAAAAAAUAGAGGAGUUUGAUUCAUAGCCUUAUGAUACCAUAACCACUGCUGUAAGAUGUAGUGAUUAUAUGGUUAUAGGAUUGACCCUUCAAUCUGUGUUGUGUCUUUGUUUAUUUCCAUUGUGUUCAGUCACCCACAAUUGUUUUUAGGAUGGAAAAUAAUCAGAUCCAUGUAUUAUUUUCAACUUUAAAAGUAAAUGGGUUAAAAAAAAAAAAAAAAAUACAUAUUUUUUUUAAUUUAAAAUUUCCCAAGGGUUAAAUAUCCUGAUGUGUUAUUUAUGCAAAAUAACUGACCCUGUACAAAAUUUCCAAACAUACUUAUAAUGAUUUUUGGCACUAUUUUAAAAUCAAAAUUGCUUAAUUUUCUCCCAUUUAAACUCUCCCAUUAUAAUCUACAUUCUACUUGGAAAUUACUAUAACAUGCAUUGGAAAACUUGUGAAUCUCUCUUCUGACUGUUUUCAAAGCAUGUUUUCCUUGUGAUUAUUAUUUAAUUUAUUUCCUUAAAAUAGAAAAUUAAAUUAGGAAAGCAUUGACUUUAACAAUCUGUAAUAAUAACUGUUUUCCUUCUUUAGAUUUGAUUAUAAAAAAUUUCAAGUACUACAUCAUAUGCACAUAUUUGUAGAGAUACUUACUAGAUUUUAAAUGUCUGAUUAUCUGUAUUUUUAUCUCAAAAGCACCUAAUAUUUCUCAUUGCUAGCGACUUGUAACCGGAAAGUAGUUUAUAUUCUUUCCCAGGCCUCUUUUCAAUGAAGAACUGUGUAAUUCUCUAAAUAUAGGUUUUUCUGAAGCAAUAUACAUUCUUACUUGAACUACAUCUCAAGGUUCACCAUAUACAAAAUGAUUGUAGUGAAAAUGAUGCACGCUGUAUAUAGCUAUCGCUGCACUGACACAGUGCUCUCGGAAAUUAACAGGAUCAUUCCCAAUCUAGAUUUGCACACGCUAUAGUACACAGGCAGAAUUGGUUUCUUGAGAAAUUAGAAAUUUAUCCCCCAAAAAUUGUAUAAUUAUACGUCAACUAGCAUGAAGAAAAUGUAAAGCCAAAUAGACUUAAGCAAUUUUCAUAAACAAGAUGCUGUUUAGCUCAGACUGAAAAUACAAUGGGGGCAGCAAUUAGAGUGGAUAUUUAGCGUACCUGAUGAUUUAAUUUUACAGUGUUUGGCAGGGAUUGUGCUUCAGCAGACAUGAAAUUACUGUCUAACUCGGUCUGCUAAUCUAAAACAGAGGAGAAAAGGUCAUACAUAUUUUUACAGAUGUUGCUAAUUGAGUUAACCAAAGCAUAUCAUAUUCGUGUAAGAAAUGCACCGCAUUGGGCUGUUAUCUAUCUAAUCUCAAUCUGUUAUUAAUGUAAAGAAGAACCUUAAAAACACACAAGGUGUAAGACUCUAUGCCAGUUUGAGGUCAGUCACUGUGGGAAUUGAGAAAUGAAAAUAUUAAAGAUCAAGAGAGAAGGAAAGGUGUUCUUAAUUUUUUAUUAUAUUUAGGAAAAUGAAUACUUAGUAUACUAAGUGUGUGUAUUUCAAUGUAAGAAAUGUUGUUGUUUUUUUAAGGAUAUAGGAUUCGAUUUAAUAAAUUUGCUUGAGGUCACCAUUAAAAGAACACUAUAGUGUUAGGAAUACAAACAUAUUCCUAACAUUACAGUGCUGGUGUCAUGACAUGAAGGGGUGCUGCCCAGACACAGCACUAUUCCUUUAAAUGUAGGAACCAAUUUAGCAAAGAAUAAAUGCAAAAUACACAAUGAAUAGUGCAAAUAAAGAAAUAUAUAUAUAUAUAUAUUAAAGAGAAUCAAAGUACAAAAAGAUAACAAAACAACAUAUAAUAAAUAUAUACAAAGUCACAGAACAAAUGUAUUUAACCAUAUAGGAUAAGCAUGAAUAGUGCUGGCAGUGAAUACUUAAAUAGUCCUUUGGUAUAAAGGCAGGAUUGUGCAGGCACCACUAGUAAUAGGUAGGGCACAGAUCCAAAGUUCACAAGGCAAAUAUACCAGGAAGCAAAACCAGAGGCAAAAUAAAUGAACCAGGCUGCAGGGUCAGGAUCACUGGCAAUAAGGCAGCUAGCACGAUACCAGAACAAAGGAGCAGGAGGACACAGGAACGAAGACCAGGAGGACACAGGUACGAAGGACCAGGAGGACACAGGAAAGAAGGAUCAGGAGGACACAGGAAAGAAGGACCAGGAGGACACAGAAACAACGGACCAGGAGGACACAGGAACGAAGGACCAGGAAAUGCAGGAUACAGGACCAAGGAACAGCAUGCAGGAUCAAGGAGUCAGAAUCACAGGGAACCAGGAACCGGGGAAACAAGAGACAAUGAUCUGACAAGGAGUGAGGGGAGAAACCAAACUAUAUAGGUGCUAAACAAGGACCAGGUGAAGUGCUAAUGAAAAGAAAUUAGAAACAGUGCCAAACAGUGAUAGUGGUGUGAAUGGGUACUGCACGAGGGAAUAUCAACUAAGGAGUGUGUCGUGACAGCUGGACUACCUAUUUAAGUGUCUGGACCCACUCAGAAUGGUGUUAAAAGGUAUUUUACUUACCUUACCUGGUCUUGCCGUGACAGGCUCUGCCUUGGUGAUCUCAGCCAAUCUAAUGCUUUCUCAUAGGAAAAAAAUCAUCAUCUCCUCAUAGACAUAGAAUGAAUUAAAGAUUGCAGAAUGUAACCCGAGAAGUCCCACUAGUGGCUUUCUGCGUGACAGCCACUAGAAGUAUUACUAAGCAGCAAUGUAAACACUGCCUUUUCUCUGAAAGGCUGCAUUUACAUUGUUGAGCCUGCACGGGCAGGUUAUAGACACCCAAACGAGUAUAUUUAACUGCAGUGGUUUUGGUGACUGUAGUGUCCCUUUAAAGUCUAUGGGGAUUUUCGUAGACCAAUCAUGUGGAAACAGUACUAAAUGGUAUCUUACAGUAUUGAAUCUUUUGGAAAACAUAAUAAAUUGAGGCCAUAGUUUGCAUUUCUUUGAUCCCACAUAAUAUCUACAAAUUUUAUGUAUGGUAUGUCCAUUUUGUUAAUAAAGAUAUGGUAGCAAGAGAGUAGGCGAUAUUUCACACAAUUUGUAUGGAAUUACUUGGAAACAUUUGUAUAUUGAUGUCCCAUGGACCCCACACCCUCCAUUUUGUUUGCUAUGGAGGUUGAACUGGGUGCCAAACAGGAAACCCUAGAAACUAAAAUGGAUGACCAAAAGGUGGCAGUAGUCAGUACGUACAUUGAGUCUGGAACGCAAUGGCCAAGAAUGAGCAUCUCUCCUCUUCUUGUUUCCCCUAGAGAUCAGCACAUUGCCAGCAAUAAUUCUCUAGAGUUAUGAGGUGCAAUUAUGUUUAAUUGCGUUAAAUGGUCUUGGCGCUUGUCAGUCUAAACAUGCUGUUUUCUAAAUUAUGCUGUUUUAUUUAAACGCAAGUUCACUCUGUAGUUUAUACUUGUAUAUUUUUAUACGGGUCAUGUUUUAAACAUUGAAGACUAUUAUAUGACUUAAUCUACAAUGAAAUGCUUUUCUAACUUGUUUCUCUCUUCGAAAUCCAGAGCCCAAACAGUAUAAGUUUUGGGAAAGAGAUCGAUAAGGAUUUGUUCACAAGCAAGCAUGUGGAUUCGAGCAUCCCAUCAGCCAAAGAGAACCUGGUAAAGUGGGCUAUGGAUAAUGGAUAUUCUGAAGUGUCUUCCUUUACACAUGCUCCUGUGGCAAACAGAUUCCAAAUCAAACUACUUAAUGACAAAGGUAAUAAUAAAAAUGUUCUGUGUGUGUGUAUAUAUAUAUACUCACUUGAUAUGACCUCUAAAGAUGAUAUCUCUUGUUCGUGUACACUGUGGUUGCAAUGCUUGGCCCUCCAAUUAUUAGACUGUAUUUUCCAGAGUUGCUAGCCACAGGAGAAGAUAUGGGGUAGUCAGUAAUGUUCUAAAUGUUUCCAUAUUUGUAAAAUGUAAACUAUAUAACAUAUAUAAUAUAUAAAAUUUAAAAUUAACAUAUAUAAUCAAGAUGAAAUACUACCUCACAUGGCCAAGUGUCACCAGCCCUCCAACAGUAUAAGCCACGUGCCUACAGAGAGGACUUGGCGUGCUAGCUGUGGCACGUGUGCGAUAGGUUUGCCAUCGCUGGUACAAGUUGUUUGUUUUUUAUAUAAAUAUUGUUCAUUAAAGUUUUAUCGGUACAGCAAUAAAAUCAUAUCUAAAUCAGAUAAGACAAUCAAUUAUCUGUUACGUAAAGAAUGCAAUUUCAGAAUGAAUAGCAUAUAAAAAGAAAAGACAAUAGAAAAUCUUAAAUAAAUAAUAUAAUAAAAUUACAUAACAAUACCUUUUUUCUCGUAUCAAAUUUUAUAAUGCAUACUACCCAUCUAAGUUUACAAAUACUACUCGUAUCAGAGAUUAGCCCCCCCAAAAAGGACAGCUCGAAAAUAUAUUCUAUGAGAAAAUUAAAAAACAUAAAGAGCAUUUUUAUUUUUUUAAAUGGGAUUGGUCAAUCUUCCAGAGGAUCUGAAACAGGCAGAUAGACGAUACCUCUUAACCACUUAAACUGUGUAAUAUUUUGUUGGUCAACCUUACCAUAUGCUGCUUCUAUCAAGCAGGUUUGCUUACUUUACUCAACCGUUCUCUAUAAGAUGGAGGAACUGCACUUUUCUAAGAUAAGGACAUUAGUGCAUUAGGCAAUCUAAUAGUUAAAGAUGUUGAGAGGAACAUAAAGAACUUUAAAGGUACCCGAUAAGCACCAAAAACUAUUGCUGAAUGAAACAACUUUGGUGAAUAGAUUAUGGCCCCGCAGUCUUACUGCUCAAUUCUCUAUUUACUAAUUAAAUCACUUUGUUUAUGCAGAUAAAAUUGCACCUCCCCUGCAUGUGCACUACACCGUCUCCCUACACCAGGUAUACACCAGGCACUGCAGGUGUUUUGAACUACACCUCCCAUGAUGCUUUGCCAGCACUAUGGGUGUGAAAACAUUAUGGGGAAUGUAGUCUACAACAUCUUUAGUGCCAAAGGUUGCCUACCCCUGCCCUACACAUUAUUCUGUAAAGAAAUAUCUAAUGUUUAAACUUCCUUUAUUGCAUAGUGUGUUUAAUUUAGGUGGCAGUAACCUGCAAGAGCCUGCAGGAGCUGUCUGCAUGUAAUUAAAGUUUAAUUAAUAGAGCAGAAUGUAAAAAAAACCUUUUAAAGUGAACACACUGUGCUGUCACAUCUGAUUCCAUUGGAUGCGUAAGUCACAGCCAGCGGAGUAAUUGCUAGGGUUGCAUAAACAGAAGCAAAAGUGAUUUAAUUCCUAGUGGUUUUAAUGCUUAAAGUUACCCUUUAAUUGAGAAUUAUAUUACCUGCUGUAAUCGGUGGUGGUUAAUCAUCAAGAGCAUGUAUCGCUGUAGAAACAUUUUGCCAAUAUGAUUUUUUUUUUUAAAUUCUUUAUUUGUGUCGUUUUGCAUGAAUCCAGGUAAGUGGGGUGAGGUGUACAGAAGGAAAUGAGGAGGGUUGGUACAUUACAUUUCAGUGUUAUGUGUACCAUUGCAGGGUACGCCUUCAGACAUUUUUACAUUUUCAUACAUUAGCAAAUCAACAUCUGGUAUUGAGAUUGAGAUUGCGAGUAUCAUUCAGUUUGCAUGUUUGUUGUUUCUUUGUUUUCUAUGUCUGUGGAUGCCUGAGGUCCGGCUAAUAGGGUGUGAACAGAGAUAAGGGAGAGGAGGUUAGGCGGAGGUUAGGCAGGGGCUGUUACACACUUUUGUGCAAGGCGUUGGUCGUCCCCUUGUUGUAUACUAUAUUCAGGCUUGUGGACCUAGUUCAGGAGUGUAUCGUUACUAGUGUAACUGGGCAGGGGUGUCUUCGGAGCGUCGCUGGGACCUGGGGUUAUUUGCCCAUUGGAGGGGACCCAGUUGCGGUCAUGAAUGUUGGAUGAUUGUCAUCUCUCCAAACAUUGUUUAAUGUCUAAGGGUAGGCGUGUGUCUCAUCUAUUGUCAGUCGAGAUGUGUCUGUUGUUUGGGUGGGCUGUCCUGUUGCCCCUUCAGGCUUCGUGUGCUGGUAUCAAGAGAUGGUUGGUUCUAUGCCCCUGUCCUGCCCCAGUUAGUUUGUGGAUGGUGGGUGUCUCCUGAGGUGGUGUCCAGUGUAAGUUCCCAGUUGGGCCCGGGCGUGUUUCCCCUGUGAGCCCAACCUCCCCUUCGUGUUUGAGGAUCUGUGUCCCUCAGUGCGUCUUGCGUGUUCUGGACAGCGGCCUGUGUCUUGCCCUGUGAGUUUCCGGGGAACGGGUGGGGUCGGGUAUGGGGUUUGAGGUAUGGGUAUGAAGACUGGGGUCGUGACUUGCGGGCCGCCUGGGGCACGGCCCUCCCUCCCUAGAGCUGUUGUGAGGGUAUGGGUGGUGAAUGGAUGAUGUGGCUGUAUGGGUAGUUGCCUGGGAAUGUGUUUUGUUUUUCUGCCCGGGGGUGGCGUGUCGUCCUCCUGGUAUUGUUACCAUGGUAUGGUUGUUUCCCCCUCUAGCCAUGGGUCCCAGAUUUUGUGGAAGUGUUUGGGUUGUAUCGUGUAUUUGUGCUGUGAGUUUGUCCAUGUGCGAGCUGUCUAUUAUCUUUCUCAUGAUCAUUUCUUGCCAAUAUGAUUUAAUGAGAAGGCUAUUAGGACAGGCAAGCUCAUGACAUGUCCGUUCAGAGAUACCUUUAGUGUAAAAAUAAUAAUAAAUACUUAAGUUUCUUUAAUCUUAUUUUGCUUUUUUCCUCCCUUCAAUAGUGAUGAGUGAUGAAGAUAAGCCCAUGCUUCCUCCAGAGCUGACUGAUCUUUUGCAGAUCAAUAAGCAAGAUGGCGGCUUCCAUUCAUCACGUGGAAGUUUUCCGUUUCCGCUGCCUAAAGACAGAGGGAGAGAGAUGCUAGAUAAAAUACCAAUCAUUGAUGGGCUCCCGCAAGAACCUGAAGAAGCACAGGGGAAUAUUAAUGUGGCUCUUUCUGUGAAAUGUGACCAUGACAUGAUGGUGGCAACCAUUGAGAAAGAAAGUUUCCAGGUAUUUGUGGAAUCUACUUUAUAUCUACAUGUGUGUAUAUAUUUAUACGCUUAUACAUAUGGCAUGUUUUUCCCAUAAUCAAUACACUGUAGCACACGUGUCUUCCAUGUAAUGACAAGAUUGUAGCACAUUAGAUAUCAGGGAUUAUUGGCCUUAAUUCAGUGUUGAUAAUUUUUCAAAGAUUUAAUAUUUUUGGAUACACUUUUAAAAUAUAUUUUUUUCAAAAUAUUAAAAUAUAAAAAUAAAUAUGUAUUAAAAAACAAGAACUAUAUCAAUAUAUUAAACAAUCUUAAAUUAUUAAUAUAUUAAAAUAUUUUUUUCCUAAUACUACACGUUUCUAAAAGUUAUCCAAAAAUAUAAAAUGAUUUGAAAAGCUGAUCCAAAUAUAUUAAAUUAAUUAAAGUGUUCUAAAGCUUUAGAGACACUCACACCAAGAGCAGUUUGGCAGUAUAAUGGAAUGAGGACCCAAAAAUAAUGUCAGUGUUACCACUAGAAUACACUGCAGUAGGAAUAGUGCUUACAGUGUCCCCUUACCUGAUUUAGAUAUUGCAGUUUAUUUUCAACAUGCUCUCUAAAUAAAUACUCAAAAGUAUUUUUUGAAAACAAAAAGAGCAUAAAUCUACACAUCACUUUUUAGAAUUAGCACGUUUAUGGACUUUGACUCAUGCUGAUGGAGAUGUUUGUAUUGUGAACUCAUUGGCAUAAUUAAAACAGUAUCUAUUUAGUGAACCAUAUUCUAUACAGUAUUGUAGCUUUUUUUUGUUGCAUCCUUUUCAAGGCUAAUGGAUACAUAGGCACAGAGCUUUCACUCCUCGAUCCAACGUGCAGAGCAACAGAAAAUGGCACUCAUUUUAUCUUAAAGUCCUCACUGACCGGAUGUGGAACACAGCAUAACAUUGACGACUCAAUAAACAUUGUUUACUACAACACUGUAAGUAGAUUAAUGGGAUUUUAGAAGCCAACAUGGCAGUUCUUAAAUGUACACCAUAAAUGCAGCUGGGUCAAAUAGCAGUGCAGCUGCAUCAAUAAUUACUUGGUCUUUAAGGCAAAAUAGUUCAGAUAAAGAUUCUUCUUUAAAUUUGUUUCUGUUGGAUAUUGCAUUAGUAAGGUGAAAAGUGAUCACGGAACUAUAUAAAGAUAGCUCAGAAUGAUACAUGCUUGUGUGCAUUUGAUGUUAUGCAGAAUAUCCGAUUCAGUUAGGUUCAGGAUGUUGGAGAACGUACUUACAGUGCUCAGAUAAUUAUCUGCCGACGGCAAUUUUUGCUUUUUCAAUUAGCAAAAGUAUUAUCAUUAAAAUAAAAUACAUCAAAGAGGGCUACUAAAAUAAGAUGGGAAUUCGUUGUCACUUAAAUGAUUUUAAACACAAUUGCAGGGAAUAGGAAGAAAUCACCAAGACUAUACGUACCCAAACCUAACGUUUUUUUUGGGUAGCUAAAAUGUUUGAGGCACGUAAAAUGAGAUUAUGUUGAUUACAUUGCCAAACUAAAAAAAUUGCACCCUUUUAUGAUUGAACUUGUUUUUGGAUAUUGUGGCAGUAUUUUGUUGGCCCAUACGCAUAUUUAAGCAAUGUUGCCAAAUAUUGGGUCUUGCGCAUUGGCAUCGGUGACUACUAGUUUCUCGCAUCCUUUUUCACUGAAAGCUAGACUUUCAGCAAUCACACUUAACUAGCCCACGUUACUAAAAAGGACUGUCCAAACUGUACUUUAUCAUACUCCUGUGAUCUCUAAAUGAGACCCUUAAAUACAGCCUCAAUCAUUCGCUUGACAACCGUAUUCUCACAUAAUGGGCCUGUUUCCUCCCUUGAGCACGGUCUCUAGGUAUAAAAACAUAUGUUCCGGUUUCCUUGCCUGAUUCUCUGGUUUCCACAGUCUAUUUAAAAAGCUGGCUAGCUUCUGGUGGUGGUGCUGUUUUUCUGUUGAUCAGUGCAGUUGUUUAUUAAGUUAGGUUUCCUAGCUAAAAUUAAUAUCCUGAAAGGAAAAGCAAUCAGGUUGUUUGCUGCAAUUGUGUUAUAUUUUUCUUUUCAUCAGAAAGCUGUUUUGUUUUUUUAAAAGCAGUUGCACUGACAGCUUUUCCUGUGAUGUUACAGAUUGUUAUUCAGCUGUCCCCAGCCACUGAGGGAAGUGGCUGGAGCAGUGAUUACGAGGAUAUGGAAUCUGGAGAUAGCCCUUUUCCGGGAGACACAGAUGAAACUGAAAUAGGUCUUCCCUACUUCAAGAGGCCUGAAAUUGUGGUGGUAUGUUCAAUCUAGAAGGCAAGAUCUCUAACAAAACAAUGCAAUGUAUGUAGGUCUAUAUGUGAUACAACCAUCAAUGAUAUUUGGUCUGAUUCAUUCUGGGUUCCUUACUGGGUCUUUGUUUUUUGUUAUUUCAAAGACCCAACCCUCCGAACAAAGGGUUUAGCAUAGAAGAACAGGUUUAUCGAUUAGAAGUGGUAAAUACUUCCCAUAGGUAGAUCAGUGAAUCCAGGGAUCUUUAUUCUGAAAAUAUUAAAUCUAUAUUAUUCAAACAUAUAUCACGACACACACAAUUAAAAGUUGUCAAUGUUACGCUGUAUUCUACAUCCAAUCCAUGGGAUCAACAAGGUAAAAUAUAUUUUCUUUUCUCUUGUAUAAUUAGAAGUGUGUGGUUUUCUUUAUUUGUUUAUAUUAAAUCAGAUUGUGUUAUAUUAUUAAAGUUUAUAAUACAAUGUAAUACAUUGUUUAUAGACACAGGUAUUUGUAAAGUGCACCAUGUUGGAUUUAUGUACCAUAUAUGAAGAGUGUCCUUUAAAGAUCGUACAGUGACGGACAUAUUUAUUUGUGGUUUUAUAAUUUAAGUAUUAAUAUCCUUUAGUCAGUUCACCUGUCUGUACUGUAAAAUCAUACCCAAUAUGUUUUUCGCCCAAACUUCCUGUCACUUGUUCAUGCCCUUUCCUUUCAGCAGCUCUGAAUGUUAUGAGUAUAAGUGUCCAUGUUUAUUGAGCUCCAUGACAAUAAAACAUAAAAUAAUGUGUGUUUAAAUGCCCAUGAAUAUAUAUGAAAGUUAUUUUGUUGAAUAAAAUUUUUGAUCUUUAUUGGUUAGAAUAUUGUUUUUUAAUAGAUUAUCAAUGCAUCUAAAAAUUCACGUAACACAGACAACCUUCUUUCUCUAUAAAAUAAAUUUGGAAAACAUCCAAAUAUAUUAUUUUCACCUUUUAAAAAAAAAAUAUGCUCAUUUUGUCUCCUUAGUUCAACUGUACAGUGCCACAGGAUACAGAAACUUCUCUAGACCUGUUUCCGGAUGGAUCUCUACAUUCCGUCAUGAGCAAUGUCACUUUUAAUAUGGACCUCUACAAAACAGAUUUGUUCCUGACCCCAACUCAGAAAUUCUUUUCUGUUGCAGAAAAUGGACAGGUUUACGUAGAGGUAACAAAUGAUUAACAAUGAUUCUUAAAUCUAUCUCUAGAUCAGGAAAGAGGUCAAAAAGCACUCAGCAGCUACCCUUUUUCUGCAACAUACUUCUCACAAGAUCAUUUCCAAUACAGAUGCAUAUAGUAAAAUGGAAACAUUACAGUCAUUUCCCCGUAUUAUGAGUGUCAAGUAUAUUUUUUUGUAAACAAAAAUCCUAGAUACAUAUUUUUAAACAUGUAUACUAUUUCUGUGGAAAACACUCAAAUUCUUUAAAUCAGGAAGGCAGCACGAUUUGGUGAUACCGUAUUGGUUUCCGGGGUGUAGUCAAUUUCUGAUAUCAAACCUCAUCCAUGUUGUUUUAUUACGCAGGGCUGGAAGGUCAUUUGCAUGAGCUGGAAAGAUAAAAAUGUUAACUCAGUCACAUAGAGAAGUGAAUUGUAAAACAACAGGAAUACCCUGUAAAUACGCACUCGCUUAUAUGAAACAGAAAACUACAUUACAUCACGUAUGGCUGUAUUUAAAUAAUUUUGACAGUGGAUUUACUUUAAGCAGUUCCAGACCCUCUAGAGCUCCCAGAGGAACACCACUUGUAACCUUAUCUCUCCCUGAUUGUAUUACAUGGAUCAAAUAUCUGUCUUGUGUUUUUCAAGAAAUGCUUUACCUACUAAACUAUUUAGGGAUCCUGGCCCUAGGGAUGAGUUUUUGUUUGUUUUGAAUAUUAUCAAUGCCUUUGCCAAAAUGGUGACAUUGGCUGCAGAUUUAAUGUAUAAGUAACUAUGUGACAAUCCCAUAACGAUCUUUAUAGGUUUGUUUUAGGCAUGCUGUACUAGUUAAAAAUUUGAUUAUUUAACAUAACCUGUAUUUUUGUUAAUAAGUUAUAUUUUAUAUACAAUGGAUCAUCAGGUUCCAUGUUCAGUUCAUUGGUUCUGAUACUCAGUGACUUACUUUCGCAGAAAAGUCAACUUUAUUUCUGCGAUCAUCAAUAUUUUAUUGGAUGCAGGCAUAAGAGGCCACACUAGGAAACAGGAUCUACCAAUAUUAAGUUACAGAUCUUAAUAAUCUGCUCGAUACCGAUAAAUAUUUAGAAUGAUUUCACUAAAACUUAGGCAGGAUGUACCUGUGUUUGCUUUUCCAGAAUUUAAAUCUCCUCUAGCCCAGAUUAAACCGUUAACUAAUUGGCAUUGGGCAUCCACAGGAGGAGAAACUAAUAGGCAUUUAUUUCAAACAUUCACUGGAUUAUGCAAUCAGAUAUUCUCCAAGUUACUCAAAUGUUCAACAAUCAUUAAUCUUGUAACAGCUGCUAGACCACUUUCUUUAAUGUGCAAUGGGCUGCUGUACAAACUUAAAAUGAAACUGCUGCCCUUCAGUGUCCCACAUUUAUGUAGACCUCCUUAGCAGUGGAUCACUGUUGUAAAACUAAAACAAAAAUAGGGGUUGUGAUCCAAAAGAGCCUUUUUGGGUCUCGCCAGGAUGGUGCUGGUUCUGGUUUAGAAGUUUAAAGGAACUCUAUAGGGUCAGGAACACAAACAUGUAUUCCUAUAGUGUAAAAACCACCAUCUAGCCCCCUGUUCUGGGGCAGAGUCAGCACAAGUCAAACACAGCCCUAGCCAAUCAGCAUCUACUCAUAGAGAUACAUUGAAUCAAUGCAUCUUUAUGAGGAAAGUUCAGUGUCUGAAUGCAGAGGGUGGAGACACUGAAUGACAGUGGUGCUCACUCUGCAGCACCGCCCCAGGAAGUAGCUUUAGCAGAAGUGGCAAGUGGAGUUAUCCCUAGGCUGUAAUGUAAACAAUGUAUUUUCUCUGAAAAGACAGUGUUUACAGCAAAAAGCCUGAAGGGAAUGAUUCUACUCACCAGAACAAAUGCAAUAAGCUGUAGUUGUUCUGGUGACUGUAGUGUCCUUUAAGUCUUUCUGUCAGUGUGUAUGUAUGUAUGUGUAUAUACACACUCAAUAAAUCUAUAUUUAAAUCUAUAUUUAUACAGAUAAAUCUGAGAACCAAAAAUGACUGUCAGUCAUAUCUACUAAAUGUAAUAAAUGUAGAUGCCUUAAAAAAGACAGAAAAACAAAAACACACUAAUGUUGAAAUGUUUUGUUUGCAGGUUUCAGUAACAAAAGCAGACAAGGAUCUGGGAUUUGCCAUACAGACCUGCUUUAUAUCUCAACACUCCAGUCCUGACAUCAUGUCAGAAUAUACAAUCAUAGAGAACAUCUGUCCUAAAGAUGAGUCAGUGAAAUUUUACAAGGUUAAACGGAUGAGUUUCCCUACUCUACAGGAACAAACGGACAAGAAGAGAUUCAGCUUCAUGUUUAAACCCAUGUUUAACACGUCUCUGCUCUUUCUGCACUGCGACGUUACCUUGUGCUCUACUAAUGACAGAGAGGUGGAUGGCCUUCUCAAGGUGAGGAAUUUUUGUUUUCGAUUAACACAACCAGCUGUCAGUAUCUUUUUUUGAGUUGGAGAUUAAUGCCAACGGAAACGACAUGUAAUAUAUGUAAUAUAAAUGCCGCAAGGUCAAUUACCGGUUAGUAAGACCAUGCAUUACAGAACCCACUCACAGUAACCCAAGCCAACUGAUAACCUUGUAUAGAAGAAGGUAUCAAAUCAUUUCCUAAUUUAUUUAGUUCAAGAGUGGCCAAAAUACGACCUUAGCAGCAUCAAGAGGUUUUAGUUAUAUACAAGCUAGGUGGUCAGAUUUUGGCAAUCCCUGCUUCAGUAUGUUUGAAAAUAUUUUUAAAAAAAUCAUGCUGCUACACAACAUAUGCAUGUUUAGUUUUUAUUUAAAACAGAACUAUUGCAUUCCUUCACUAUUCGUAGAUUUGAUACCGUGGUCAAAGAACAAAGGACAAAUUCACAAUUUAAAGUUAGCAAAAUAUAAAAAUAAAUCUUAUAUUAUAUGUAAAUUACAAUCCGGUAUUUUUUACCAAUCCUCUUUGGAUUGUAAUCACUUCGACAUCAGUAAUGGGCCAUCGACUGCCAUUAGCAUGUCAAUAAAUAUAGUGUAUAAGAUUGUGAGUCACCCCAAAGCUUGAUGACAUUUUUUUUAAGGAGUUACCAGUAAUCACAACAUUACUAGUGCCAAACCUUUCAAAAACAUCUGCAACUAUAAGCUCUGAAGCUGUCUUUAGUUUUAUGGUGCCUUGACUGUCCUUUUAUUUAUUUUUUCAUUCUUUAUUUUAUUGAGGCAUUUAAGUGAUACAUUUCAAACUAUAACAGUGGGAGUUCACAUGAGCCUUGAACGCAGUCAAGGAGAAUAAACUCCAGGAAAAUGUAGCCUCCUUUUUGUUUUUUGUAACAGUUAUCAGUGGCGGCUCUAGACUUUGUGAGGCCUUAGGUGAAACUCAAACAUGAGGCCCCCACUAAUACCUAAAGUUAAAAAUAGGGGUUGCAUUGUGUGUAUAAGGUGCUGUUUGGGUAUUUAAGGACAAGCUUGCAGCACUGGAUACAGAUAGCUAGUCUUUGUAUUCAUUGUUCAAAGGCUUGCUAUGUUGCGGCUCCCUGUGCCGCGGCAUUGUGAUCUCUCUGACUGUAUCUAUGGCAUAAUAUGCAAACUAACUUAAUUUGCAAUAAACAAAUUCAAUUAACAAUUAUGCCAAUCGUUUAUACAUGACUGAGGGGUAUGGUUACAUAGCCUUGCAGUCGUAUAUACAUAAGUGGCGGUGUAUGUAUAUAUGACUGUAUCUGACAUUGUCUACCUAUGUGUGACAGGGUUUGGGGUGAGUGUUGCACAGUUGGAGUAUAGGAUUGUAAGAGUUUAUGUAAUAGGGUGAGUGUGGCAGGGUGAAGGGGGUGAGUGGGACAGACUGAUAGAGGAUGAGUGACAGGGUCGGGGGGUGAGUGUGACAGUGCAAGAGAAGGUGAGUCUGACAGGGCAGAGGGUGGUGGGGUGGCUGGGUGGCUGGGGCAGAAGGGUGGUAGGAGUGGCUGGGGCAGAGGGUGUCUGGGGCAGAGGGUGGUGGGGUGGCGUGGGCAGAGGGUGGUAGGAGGGCAGGGUGGGGAGCGGAGGCAUAAAUACCUUAGGAUUAACUUAUUCCCUGGUAGUCCAGUGGGCGGCCAGGCUGUAUCCCUGGUGGUCCGGUGGGCUUCCUUUACGGUCUGCAGCUCCGCCGGGUAAGUUUAGUCUCGCUAUCUCAGCCAGUCAGAGCGGUGCCGUGGUAACCCGCGGCAACGCUCUGAUUGGGUGAGAUCGAGAGACCCCCUCAGUCUGCAGCUCUGCACUCGGCGGAGCUGCAGACAGGCUGGCUCUCUCCCAGGCAGGCAUAGGAGGGUCAGCGCACCCGGCGGGUCCUCGCACCUCUCUCCUGGGCAUGCAUAAGAGGGGCCACUGCCCUAAGGCGAUUUAGGCGGCCGCGAGGCCCUCAUCAGCGCGAGGCCUUAGGCGGCGGCCUAAAUCGCCUAAUUAGAGAGCCGCCUCAUAGAAACGUAGAAACAUAGAAUGUGACGGCAGAUAAGAACCAUUCGGCCCACCUAGUCUGCCCAAUUUUCUAAAUACUUUCAUUAGUCCCUAGCCUUAUCUUAUAGUUAGGAUAGCCUUAUGCCUAUCCCACGCAUGCUUAAACUCCUUUACUGUGUUAACCUCUACCACAGGUAUAAUAGAACAUUGCAUGUGCAGUAUUCAAGCAUUUAAAGACAUAAGAUGAUAAUAUGCACUGUAUGUGAUACGACAGGCAUGGCAUCAUACACGUCAGGUAUGAACUAUAUGCCAGAACAUAAUAAAUAUAUGCUGUCAUGUUAACCGCAGGCUAGGUAACAGGCUAUAUAACAUUUUCUUACUCUCAGAUAAAACAUCUGGGCCAAGCCAAGUAACAUUAUGAACAUUAUGAAAUAAAAUCAGGCAAUGUAUAGGCAUUUUAGGGGACAUGGCACCUCAGGGUGUGCUAAACAUAGUGGAUUAUAACCUCUGCAGCAUAAUACACUUUGGGUGUUGCGGGUAUGUUAUACUCUGCAGGGGGUAUGUGUCACGGCUACUAUGCUUUGGUGGUAAGUGCAGCCUACAUGUGGAGCAGGGUUAGUGAAUAAUAAUAAGUGUGUCUCUCCUGCCCCAAUGUCCCAGACCAUUACCCUAUGCCCAUGCAUAUUUUCAUGGUGGUGUUCGAUGACAGUGUCCCAGCUGUCCUGUGUCGGCCACUGGGCCGGCCCUUCUCCUUCACCAGGGCCCUUGUGCAGUUUCUUCAGCUCUGAUCGGUGAUGGCUCUGCAAGCGCAGUCUCGGGCGGCUUUCAAGUGAGGGCGCACCAUCCAGACAUGCGGGGCAUGCCGGGUUCUUCUCCAGUUACCUCUCUUUUCUACUCUGGCGGGUUUUGAUACUUGUUGAGUGUCCCAUUUGUUAGGGUGGUUGUUUGGGUCGUUCCUUGCGGCCUUUGCUUGUUCUGGAGGGCCAUAGGCAGGUCUGUAAUGGGAGCUCUUGUGUUGGCAGUGUCCGGCUGCCUUCCUGCGCUUCUCUGUUGUCCUCAGCUUUGAGUUACCUUGCUUUAUGCUCUGCCCGGCGUGUACCUUGGUUUUGGAACCCUGCAGCUUGCGGGGAGCCCUCUGGGUGUUUGGGCGGCGAAGCAGGUGUACCUCUGUAGUGGUCCCGUUUUCGGGGUGGACCCGGCGUGCAGCCUCUGGUGCGUGCCUCUGCUUUUCAUGCGGGGUUCGGGAGGUAGGUUUACUCUGUAGUCGCUUCCAGAAGGCCCUGCAGAGUUGGUCAAACCGGGCUUCUGUGGCGUGAGCAGGACAUGGCUUGGUGGCCAUCUUGGGUGCCUCUUGUGAUUUGCAGCCGGACUGCAGUUCCCCUUGUGGUGGGUAAAUCGGAGUCACCUGCGGGGACCGGGAUAUCCCCCGCCGGUCCAUAGGGGGGGGCAGCAGGGGAGCAGGAGAGCUGCUUUGCGGUGCCAGCCCCGCGCCGGGAGAGCAGCCGCCUCCCUCGGCGAUUAGGCUGCUGUCCGUGCUAGGCCACAGGUGCGAAUCCCGGCAAACCAGCUUGAAUUGCUUCAUGUGUGGUAUCAAACUGCUCAGUUUAACUUUGUGUACCCGUCGGUAGCUCAUUUGAUCACUUUUCUAGGCUUAUUUGUGUCGUUACAUUGAGUUAAAGCUUGUGCAGAGCAGGAGCUGUGCUUGAGUGCUUCUGCUCAGCCCUGCAUUCAGGCCCCACCCCCUUGACUGUCCUUUUAAACCCACCAUUUUGCAUAUUUAAAUUGCUAGAUUCUCUCUGAGAACAAUGAGCUGUUUAACACUACAGUGCGAAAGGAUCCCUAAAAUAAGUGGCUACACACUCCUCUACCUCAAAAAUGCAAAGCAAUUCAAAACAGAGGUAUGUAAGAAAAUAUAGGUUUAAAUAUUCACAAUGAAAGCCCAUAUAUGUCACAGCCCUUCUUCAAAUGGUUUAUUAAUAAUAUGGUAUAGACCCAAUGGUAGCAGCUUCAGUGAUAAAUACAGCAAACGCCAAAUAGUAUAAAACACUGCAUAUAAAACUGUUUUGCAAAUUUAUUGGUAACAUAAAAUCAUUGUAUAAUACACUCAAACAACAAAUACACACGGACACCCGUGAGAAAAAGUGAUAAAACAAAAAAACUUAACUGAUGGGUACACUGCUUCCCAAGGUUAUUUCCCAGCUGAUAACCAUAUAACAAGACUGUAUAAUUGAUAGGAUAUUUUGGGAUUCUGCUAGUGUACCUACAAUAGAGGACAAAACAUAGUGCAAAUAUUGCUAAACACUAUAAAACAUCUGGUGAUUAAUAUGCACUCACAUAUUCCAAAAAGUUAAGCGUAUUAUGGGUGCCUCCCCUCGAUGUAAAUGGGGGGUUGUCGAGGGGAGGCACCCAUAAUACGCUUAACUUUUUGGAAUAUGUGAGUGCAUAUUAAUCACCAGAUGUUUUAUAGUGUUUAGCAAUAUUUGCAAUAUGUUUUGUCCUCUAUUGUAGGUACACUAGCAGAAUCCCAAAAUAUCCUAUCAAUUAUACAGUAUAAUACACUCAAAUUUGAAAAAGCAAAGAUAGAUAAAAUUGGCCACAGCCUCUCACCCAAUGCAUUUUAGCUGUAUUAGACUUUUUCAAGGGAACGUAAAAGGCUAAUAUAGACAAAAUGCGUAAAGUGAGAGGCUCAGGCUGAUUUCAUUUUCCUUUUUAUGUACUAUAAGAAUUAAGCACUCCUUGAUAGUGCUUUUUAAAUUACGAGUGUGAUAUGUAAUGAUAUAAAUUUGCAAUACAGCUGCAUACUAGGAGCCUUUUGGUCCUUCCUCUAAUCACCAGGCCAUUAAAACUGUUGUUCUACUACUCAUGGGUCUAUACCAUACCACUGAUCCAUAAUUUGGAGUAGUGUGGUGAACUCUUUGCUCUUUCAGUUAGAGUAUUUCAAUGUAUAAUGUUUUAUAUUCCUCUAUGUCGAAGUGCUUUGCAUUUUUGUAAUGAAGGAGUGUGUAAUUACUGUUUUUUUUUCAGUUCCCUUUCCAUACUGUACUGUGUUGGAGUGUUUAGUUUGGUGUUUUUUAGGUAAACCAUGGAUAGGGAGUUGCUGGGUCUAUUAAACACUUUGUGGGUGUUAUUGUAACAGUUAUUUCUUAUUGGUAGUUAAUCGAGCAAUCGGCAUGAUAGACAGACCGCAAGUAUAAAUUAUGCCCUGACAGGUUCUGGUCUUCGUAACAGCUACUUAACAUAAGCUAAGCUAAUCAUUAGAAAACAGCACUCAUCAUAUUAUUACAUCAUUAUAUUAUUUCGACUUUCUUUGCUUCCAAACAUCUGAAUGUUCUCUUUUGUCAAAAGUAGAUAUUGGUCCAAGUGGCUUGUCAACUUACCUCCGAUAAAUAUUUUGACAUUAGUUUAUGCUGGUGUUUUUAGAGAUUUUUUGGUGCAAAAAAAAGUCACUUAAUUCUAUAAUGUUACGGGCGUGGAAAGGUAAAAUACCCUUCAGUGGCCCUAAAAUUGGAAAAGGUACUGGGUAACAGCAUAUUUCUCUAAAUACUUAAGUUUGUUAUACCAUAGAUGAUUUUGUAAAGAAAAUAUUACAGUAAUAAUUUUUGAAGUUCUCCUGAGGUCAGCCUUUUCAUUUUCUGUGUUUGAUGAUUGGGGUUUCUUUGUUUAUUUUAUUUGGUUUUCAUUUGUGUAUGUGACCUUCUUGGCAAGUUUUGUUGAGUACUAUUGUUAGUCUCCAGCGUAUACAAUGUCAGUGUUUGUUUGUCUAGAAGUAAACAAUAGCAUUGGAGGACUGGCUUGUUAGAAGCCUUAUUUUGUAUUUUUCGAUUUUCAGCUGGCCUCCUCUCCUGUAAUUCUUCUCUUUUUUUUUCCUUUCUUCUUUCUCUGUUAGUUGAUCAUGGCAUGAGAAAAAAGAAGUGCAUUUGCAAUUUAUUCAAUAAAUAUCAAAUUGUGUUUUUUUUUUUUUCAACUUACAACAUUUACACAAAAACAGCAGUGUUCGAAAAUGUCAAAUUUGGUUUAACCAGAGAUUUUUUUCCCCUCUUCUUUUUUUACAUUUUUUUUUUUUUUGGUCAUAGAUAUGAGUCAAUACUCAGUACACCGAGACUUUAUAUUUAGUUAAUAAACCCCAUUGUGAUUCUGAAAGGGGAAAGCUCCAGGCCCCAACGACCAUUAACAGAAUUAUCUUAAGUAGGUUUUCAAGCUACUACAGUCAACUAAAUACCUUGCCAAGGAUCAGUGUCACGUUACUUGUGUUCCAAAGUGUUUUUGACUCACUUGUGUAACAAGAAACACAAGUGGGAGAUUAAAUCACAUAGCUUGCACCAAUUCUACAGGGACUUGUCCUGUAAAUGGAUGAAACUGCAGCUCCCGCUGUAAUGUUAUUGCACCAUUCAUCUUGUUCUUUAUGUAUAUGUUAAGCACAUUUUUCUUGGAUACAAUCAGCGCAGCGUUAACAGGACAUUAAUCCUGCAUUGUUUAGUGGUAUAUUGUAAAUGCAAGGUAUUUUAGAGUUUGACGUAUAAAAAGUGUUGCUAGAUAGGCAAUGCUUUGUUAUGCACUAGAUUUACACUCAAAUUGUCCCUCUUUUGGAACGAUACCAAUCUAAAUUUUGUGCUACAUUUGCUGCAUCUCUCUUUAACCCCUUAAGGACACGUGACAUGUCAUGAUUCCCUUUUAUUCCAGAAAUUUGGUCCUUAAGGGGUUAAAUAUGUGUUAGAACAAUCUGAUUUUGGGACAGAUAUCACUAAUUUGAUAUUGGGUCCCGGACAUUGGCAGUACGUCUUAAGCUCAUUUAUACAUUCUCUGUGAAUACUCUCCUGUCAGCCACUCUCCAGAAAAUAGAAAAUGUCCCUCUUUGUUCGUUAGAAACAUUUCUGUUAUUUUGUUCAUUUAUCAUACGUUACUAAGCCCUAGCUGGAAGCUGGUAUGCCUCCUGCACUUUCCAGCUCUAAAAGGAUUAAAGCUUUAUAUAUAUAUUUUUUUGUUCUUAACUGCAUCCCUUUCUUGCCCAGCGCGCUGUACCAGGGUCAGGCUGAUAGUGUUAUGUUUAUUUCCUAAGAUAUCAUGUUCUUAAUUCAAUUGCUGACUUUGCUUCUUUCUGUUACAGUGCAUUGACCCUGACGAAGCGUGCACGUCCCUCAAUUUGAAAAUGAUCAUGGCUAUGAUGCACAAUAAGAAGACAUUUACUAAACCUUUGGCAGUAAUUACAAGUGAUUCAGAAGGUAAUUUGAGAUUGUAACCUUUGCAACAGUAAAACAGUUCCUUUAUAAAUUAGGAACAUGAUGUAUUAUUGAAGACAUUUACUAAACCUUUGGCAGUACAUUACAAGUGAUUCAGAAGGUAAUUUGAGAUUGUAACCUUUGCAACAGUAAAACAUGUUCCUUUAUAAAUUAGGAACAUGAUGUAUUAUUGUCUAAAAUCAUAUUUAACAGAUAUUAUUUAUCAUACAUUUAAUAUAUUUAAUAUAGUUUUUUUUGCUCAUCACCUCGGUGAUCUGUUAUACUCAAAUGUAUACAUCAGCAGUCUCAGCAAAAGUUAUAGGAUGGUAUAACAUGCCUAAAAUAUUUGGGCCAUAGGAUUUAGCUUGAUGUAAACAUUUCAGUUCCAAAGAUAUCCUUAAAUGGGGAUGAGAUUGAAUUUUGCUUAGAACAAUCUGCAAGAGCAUAUGCCAUGCUACAGGAGCAUUGAAACAAAAAAUGACUAUUGUACAGUAUUACAAUAAUUACUUUACAUUCUUGUUUUCUACAUGCUAUUCUUAACAUAUUAACCAUACAACACACGUCGUAUAAACUGUUGGUUCUUGUAGAUGUAUAAACAUCACGCAGUCUGAUGUAUAGUGCUGUACACUGCAGAACUAGCACAGAGGGAAAUGAGACAUUAAAAUAACAGAAAAAGGUUUUUUUUAGUCUCACAACUGAACUGUCAAAGGGACAAGUCUGGUUAGAGUAGACCCAUUAUAUAGAUAUUGCAUUUAUAACAUACAAUACAUUUUAUAUGAUUAAAAUAAAUCAAAAGAUACUCAUAUUUGAAGAUCUAGAUCUUCCUGUAAAUAACCAGGCUUUGUAGUUUCUGCCAUGAGCUCUGUCCACUCUAGGAAGUAACUCAAUAAUGAUUCUUGUCCUUUAAAUUGUUAUAGCAGUAUUGAACUUAUCACUUAAAGGGAUACUGUGAUGCCAGGAAUACAAAGCUGGAUUCCUAGCACUACCGAUCCAUCUGCCUCCCCCCUCCCUUGCACCCCCAGUUAAUAAAGGGUUAAAAAACCUUUAUCUGUGUGAAUGUCAGUGUGUGUCUAUGAGUGAGUCAGUGAUUGUGUGUCUCUGUCAGAUCGUGUCAAAUCAGUGAGUGUGUGUGUAUGUCAGUGUAUGUGAGAGUGUGUUAGUCUUUAACAGAAAGAGGUGUGGCCUUGGCAGGAAGGGGUGGGGUAAAUUUAAAUUUGGGGGCGCCUGACUUCCGUCAUGCCUAGGGCAGCACAGAUCCAAAAUACACCUUUGCACAGCACCCAGCCCACUUCAAUGAGCUGAAGUGAUCUGGGUGCCUACAGUGUCCCUUUGAAUGUGCUACAGUUUAUGGGCACAAUGGAUGUUUCUGGAAGUUGUUUUUAAGAAAGAAAGAAAAUAAAUUCUGCUUGUUGUUUAACCCAUUAAAAGUGCUCAUCUCCCUCCAUGUGAAGCCUGCUAUUGAAGUGGUAACAAAAGUUCUUUAGUUCCUUAUGAAAAUGUUUUAGUGUCAGUCUUGCAUUUCAUAAUGGAGUAAUUUUUAAUGGUUUAAGGGCUAGGCGGAGCAUCUAAACUGUAACUAUGCAGUUUGUUUUUAUUGAAACCCAUGCCAAAAGCGCUAAGAAGAUGUCCCCAAAGCGUUAUAUACAUGCAUGGAAGAAUUGUACACGUGAUAUCUUUACUAAAGGACUGAGAUUAGUGGUGUUGUUGAUCGGAGGGUGACAUGGUGAUAGCUUUGUUCAGGAAAGAAUGUAACUGUGCGAGAUAGGGAUAUUAUGAAUUCCAGACUGCAACAUCUCCGUCUGAAGCCUUAUCUCGUUGUUUAACGAGUAAAAGACAACUCCUGCCAUGAAUAUUUUUAAGCACGUAUUAUGGUAAAUCUCUAUAUUGGAAUUGCUGGAAAAAAACCAAAAACGUAUUUUCCCGUAAUAUUCCAGCUUAAGUUUAGUCUAUAAAGAUGUGAUUAUUUACAUUAAUGUAACCCAGUGUGAUGUUAUCAUCAUCCUUAAUUAUUAGGAACAUAAAACUAAAGUUAAUAUAGACUGCAGAGUCACCAUUAUUCCUCCACUGAUGACUGGCAUGCUCAGGGAGUGGCUAUUGCUUUGAGACCAUCCUUGAUUCCCUAUUGAGAGAAUAUUGUGCAUUAAAGUGUCACUGUCACAGUCUGGUGACUGUGCAGAAUUCGCAAAGACCCCUGAUGCUGACAUAACUUUUUCUCAGUAUAUCUUUGGAUAUCUUUAUCAAAUACUCAUUUUUGGGGGGGGGGAAGGUUGACAGUUCCACAUUAAGGAACAUGACUUCCCACGUACAAAACUGGCUAACACACAGUACAACAGGUAGUACUUUCAUUCAGGAAAUUGAAAACCAAUUUAUGUUGCACAUUCAUGUACAAGCAACUUCCAUUUUGUUCCUGUGGGGAGAUGCACAGAUGGACCACUGAGCAUACACUUAUACACCUGAUACAGUCUGUCUAAUAAGACAGAAGUAAUUAUGUGUUUGGUAAGGCUGCCUUACCACCUAGAUGUGCAUGAAUGACUCCACACUGUAGGGCAACAGCCUGUCAUGCCAGUUAUCAGCCAUGUUUCAUGCACAUCACUUGUUUCAUAAAUGGUUUCUAACUCAUGACAUCUGUUUUCUGUAAUUCCCCUAUUCAUAAAAAUAAUCUUGUUCAUUUAAAGAAAGUCAAUAAUUGUAAUUUUAUGGGAAACAUAUAUAUUUCCUAUUCUUUCCAGGGUACGCCCAAGCACUUCUAGAGAAAAACCUGUAUCAUAGAUAACUGUUGUAGAUUAGUCAUCUCAAGGGCCAACAUUCAUGGAAGCCAUAGUAAAAAGCAGCUCAAGUGUUAACACUGUGUAACACUGAGCUGUAUAGUUAGAUGUUCUGUGACUGACAAGUUUCUAAACAUUUUUUUUCAAAUUAUAUUUAUGAAACAUUUUGAAUUUUUUUUUCCCCCCAGAAAAACAAUUAAGAAUGAGGAGUUCUAAGGGAGGGGAGAAUAAAAAAUACUAGCUCAUACUAGCUAUACAUGCAUAAUACAUUUCCCGGACAUGUAUCGAAAAAUAAUAUACCAGAAAAAUAGACUGAAUAAUUUGAAAAAAAUCAAUAUUUCUAAUGAAAAGGUCCCAGCAAUACUAGUCUGCAUGCAGUGUUACCUUCCCAAAGUAUGGACAGAAAAAAAUCCUCCCAACGGUUUGGCUGCUAGUAUUCUUUUUCACGGGAUCCUUUGCGAAAUUACAUAUUUAAAUCAAUAUUUACAUAUGACCUAAUUGAUCACUUUGCUCAGUAGGAAGGCUGAAAAUGUAGAAAUGUUAGUCAUUACUAUUAGCUAGCAUAUGGUGCUUCACCAUAUUGCUGGAGAAAAUGUUUUUAAUGUUCUAUAUAUUUAUGUAUAUAUUUUCAACCUGUGUAACUGCAGCUUUUUAUUUUCAACAGAUUCUGUAAAUAUAAACUCUAAAAGUGGCCCACCAGGUACGUACAUUAAUAACUAUACCUUCAUUAUACCUGUCAUAUGUCAUGAAUCAUAUAAAAAAUAAUUGCCCUUAAAGGGAAACAUAACUUCCUAGGAUUUUUAAUAAUAUGUUUACUUAUUGCUAACAUUUAACAAAUAUGCCUCUUUUGGGGUCCGAAAAAAUAUAAUAUAUUAAUAGAAAAAUAGAAAUCCAGACCUCUUUAUCCUGCUACUGGAAGGCUGCAUUUUGACUCGCUGUCAGUCAUUACUAAGUUCCAUCCUUUGCAAGUGGCAGUAAGCAUAGAGGAGGCAUGCAGAGAACUGUAGAAACAGAAAUAAUGUUGCUAGAUUUUUCCCUCAUGCCCUGGUUAUGCCAGAUCUAAACUGGAUUAUGAUGUGAUUUGCAAGAUCUGAAUUAUAUUAUUUGCUAAAUAUAAAUCAAAAUAAUAUGCAAAAUAGGUUAAUGCACUUUAUCUUUAUUUUCAAUGUUUUACUGAAUGGUGCAAAAUUUCAGAGAAGUGUCAGAUCCCCUAAAUCACAGGAAAUGUAGUUCACGAACAUCUGGGGUGGCAGAGUUAACUAUCACCUAGUAAAAGUAACUGUCAGUUGUAUCAUUUUUACGUUGUGCCUUGUUAGUUAAAAAAUAAAUCAGCUUUCCGUUUCUUAUCUCCAUACUCCACUGCUGUCCUCUGUAUUACCAGAAUGAAACGGAUAUACCUAAUUUAAUAAGAAUGAAUACCUCAAGGGUUUUCAAUGAAUAGAACCAUAUUCGUGUAUAUCAAUAAAGGGUGUCUCUGUGACUAUUUUCAAGUGAAGGAAGUGUAUUUUUUUUUUGUCUGGAAUUCAUUUCAAACAUUUCCAUUUUUGCCAAAUUUUAAGAACAAUGGAUUCUAUUUCUGUGAUUUCUGUCCUUAGCCUGACAUCGCUUAUUUUACAAGCGUUUCCGAUCUCCACCUACAAAUGGGAACAAAGCCAAAUAGGUCCUUGUAGGUUACAAAAUAAAGUUGGCUGAAAUGGCAGUACAUAUGUAGAAAUAAGUGAUAUUUCCUUAAAUCUUGGUAAUACUGUCAGAGCAGUAUUAAAAGGCCACUGCAGUUAAGUGCCUCUGCAAAAAAGCAUUCUUCAUCAUCUUGAAUUGUUCUACCUGGUUCUCAAAGCCCCUGAUUUGUAACAUCUACGUGGUAGAGCCAUGCUACCCAGGGCACGUUAAUCCUUUUAGUUACUGUGAUUUAUUGUUAUUCCUAAAAUAAGGAUAAAAAGAACAACUAUUUCAUUGUAAAUUUGUCUUAUGUUCAGCCAGUGUACAUCAUGACACAAAUACUGUUAAAAAUAAUAAUAAUAAUAAAAAUAUAUAUAUGUAUAUAUAUAUAAGAUUGUGUUCAUUUUAAAUAUUUUAUUUUAUUUUUUUCCACUAGUCAUCUUCUACGGUCUGGAUACACCAACUGUAGUAGGGAUUGCGUUUGCAGGAUUCAUCAUCGGCGCACUUCUGACAGGAGCAUUGUGGUACAUUUAUUCUCAUACAGGUAGGUCUUGUAAUAAUAUAUUAACAUAUGUUAAUUAAUAUUACCAUAUAUCAAGGAGAAGAACUAUGUUUGAGAAGCACUGUUUUCUAGCGGGAUCAGAUGACUUAAACAUAAAUAUAUAUGUCUGUCUAAUUUGUUUGAUGAAGCAGAUUUUAUUGUAAAUGAUUGCAGCUGCAUUUCAUUCGUGAUACGAACAGGGGCGGGCCAACAACUCAUGAGGCCUCCAGGCAAUAGGAGAUCAUUGGACUCCCCUGUGCCCACCAACUUGCAAGCUAAACCUAUGUAAGCCCCAACCACAUGUACAUCUUUGUAUUACAGAAAAUGUUUUAAUGUUGGAGGCAGGGGUCUAGUUAGAGUAGCUGUAGUGUGGUGGUCUGGAACUGUUGUAAGGGAAAAGGGGCUGAGGUGUUUGCUUAGAGGCUGAAGUGUGGAGGUGUUGUAGGGGGGAUACGUGUUUUGUGGGGGUUGGGUGGUUAGAGGCUGUAAUGAAACAUAAGAGCUAUAGUGGGGUGAUAGGGGCUGGCAGGAGGGGUAGUUGCUGGAGACAGGUGCUGUGUUGAAGUUGAGAGAUGUAAAUGGGGUUAAGGUCUUUAGUAGGUAUGGAAAAGGCUGUAGAG
Molecule: messenger RNA, 41014 nt
Organism: Pelobates cultripes (western spadefoot toad)
Lineage: Eukaryota; Metazoa; Chordata; Amphibia; Anura; Pelobatidae
Source: the annotation of a GenBank genome assembly